AGCUGCGGUGGCCAUGGCGCGAGUGCUGGUGGUGGGCGCGGGGCUGACGGGCGGCGCCUGCGCGGCGCUGCUGCGGGGGGCGGCUGUGGGCCGGGUCUCGGUCUGGGAUAAGGCGCGAGGCGCAGGGGGCCGCAUGAGCACGAGCCGCAGCGCGCGGGACGCCGCCUGUGCCGCCGACCUGGGCGCGCAGUACGUCACCCUCGAGCCGGAGCGCGCGGGGCCGCGCCUCAGCUUCUAUGAGGAACUUCUGGCUGAAGGCAUCUUGCAACCUCUGACUGCACCCAUCGAAGGAAUGGUAGUGAAGGAAGGCUCCUGCAAUUACAUGGCACCCCAGGGCAUGUCCUCCCUCGUCAAGUACUAUUUAAAACAGUCAGUAAUCCAGGAGAGCCAAAGGCAGCAGCUGGAAGCUGUGAGCUACUCCUCCCGCUACGCUCUGGCUCUGUUCUACGAGGCUGGAAGAGAGCUGCAAGUGCCCUGGGCCGGCCGGUACCUGAGCAGCGACCCCUGGCUGCGCUUCAUCUGCAUCGACAGCAGGAAGCGAGGGGCAGAGUCUCCUGAGGUUGGGCCCUCAGUUGUGGUUCACACAACUGUGACAUUUGGCAGCCAGCACCUGGAGUCAGACCCUGCAGAGGUGCAGCAGUUGAUCCUCAGCCACCUGGAGAAGCUUGUGCCAGCCCUGGCCAACCCAGCCAGCAUCAAGUGCCACAAGUGGAGAUACUCUCAGGUCACCAAGGCUGUGCCCAGCAGCCCAGGGGGGAUGAUCCUUCACACUGAGCCCCUGCUGCUCUGUGGGGGGGAUGGAUUCACUCACUCCACCGUGGAUGGCUGCCUGCAGUCUGCUGUCAGCCUUGCAGAGGCUGUGAGGUCUCAUCUGUAGCAGCUGCUAAGCCCAGGCCAGACUGCUGCUGGAUUCCCUUUGCCAUGGGUUGGAUUCUGCUGCCAGCAUCCCAGGCCUCUG
This is a messenger RNA of Dryobates pubescens (Downy woodpecker), 958 nucleotides long. It is a transcript of the gene RNLS, whose product is annotated as renalase, FAD dependent amine oxidase. Gene Ontology annotation, molecular function: oxidoreductase activity, acting on NAD(P)H. Lineage: Eukaryota; Metazoa; Chordata; Aves; Piciformes; Picidae. The transcript is spliced from 6 exons. The record is from RefSeq and is a predicted model, not a curated record. The coding region runs from base 14 to 877 and encodes 287 amino acids. Gene Ontology annotation, cellular component: extracellular region.